Triticum turgidum subsp. durum (durum wheat) is the source of this 2754-nucleotide messenger RNA. The record is from the annotation of a GenBank genome assembly. Lineage: Eukaryota; Viridiplantae; Streptophyta; Magnoliopsida; Poales; Poaceae.
AUGGCGGAGAUUGUGAUUCUUCUAGCCAUUAAAAAGAUUGGAAUUGCCUUGGCAAAUGGAGCGGCACACCAAGCCAGCGCGUUGGUUGGAAAGUACAAGACACAACUGCAGGAGUUACAGCGCAGCAUGGAUCGUGUCAUGAGGGAGCUUCGCGUAAUGCAUGAUUUUCUUUGUCAAAUGGACAUUCGAAACCGCAACUUACAAGUGCAAGAGAGCUGGUUGGGGGAAGUACGAAAAGUAGCACAUUUGAUGGAGGACACGGUGGAUGAGUAUUUGUAUCAAGUUGGUCGGGAACAUGAUAUAGGGUGUUGCUUUUACUUGAAUAAAGGGUUCAAAAAACCAAGAUCUCUGCUUUCUUUGAACAUGAUAGCUUUCAACGUGAAGGAAAUAGAGAAAGACCUUUCACACCUGUAUGAGACAAAAAACCGUUGGGUUCUUGUGAACGGUGGGGAUACUGGCAGCUCAAAUUAUAUCGUCGAGAGGUCCCAAGAUCUAGCAAACAUCUCACGCUCGCUUGAUGAUGAAGAUCUAGUGGGGGUGGAUGAAAACAAAGAAAAACUUGUGAUGUGGUUGGCAGGUGAUGAUCUAGAACGCUCUGUGGUAGCAUUGCUCGGAAUGGGAGGGCUUGGUAAAACAACUUUAGCUGCAAGUGUCUACAAGAAGGUGAGAGAGAAAUUCCAGUGUCAUGUUUGGGUCUCCAUCUCUCAAAAUUAUUCUAAAGAAGAUGUCUUGAGGAAUAUAAUCAAGAAACUUUUUGAACAUAAUGUCAGUGUUCUAUGUAGCACUGUGGCUAUGGACAUCACGUGCCUUGAAGAGACGGUGAAGAAGUUUCUGGAGCAACAUAAGUAUUUGAUUGUGUUGGAUGAUGUUUGGACUCCAGAAGCAUUUGAUGACUUGUCUAGGGCACUUGCUCAAAAUGAUAAGGGCAGUAGAUUGAUUAUCACAACAAGGGAAGGCAGUGUUGCUGCGCUUGCCUCUCGAGGGCAUAUCUUAACAAUGGAAGCUUUACCAGAAGACAAGGCAUGGGACCUCUUUUGUAAGAAAGCCUUUCCAAGAGAUACAAAUCAUGAAUGCAAUGUGGAGUUGAAGCCUUUAUCCGAGGAAAUAGUUAGCAAGUGCAAAGGCUUGCCUCUUGCUAUUGUGUCAGUUGGUAGCCUAUUGCGUGUGCGUGAGAAAAGUAUGGAAGAAUGGAGAAGAAUAAAUAACCAAUUGAGUUGGGAGCUAGUUAAUAAUUCUAGUCUUAGUGAUAUAAGGAAUGUUUUGCAUCUGAGCUUCAUAUACCUUCCAACACACUUGAAAAAUUGUUUCUUGUACUGCAGCUUGUUUCCUGAAGACUAUCUUUUCAAAAGGAAAGAACUUGUACGAUUAUGGACAGCCGAGGGGUUCAUCGAGGAGAGGGGUGAAAGCACAUUAGAAGAAGUGGCAGAAGGCUAUCUGAAGGAGUUGAUUGAUAGAAACAUGCUACGACUUGUUAAAAGGAACAGUUUUGGUAGGAUGAAGAAAUUCAGAAUGCACGAUAUCUUACGUGAAUUGGCAAUGGACUUGUGCCAGAAGAACUGCUUUUGUGUUAAAAAUGAGAAUAAAUGUGGGGAGUCUCUUCAGAAGGAUGAUGGGCGUCGAUUGGUGCUGCAUAAACUAAAAAAUGACAUGCAACAACCAUUUUCCAAUAUGCACCAACUUCGAACUGUCAUUACAUUGGGCGGUAGCAAGUCGACAUUGGAUCUACUACCUCGGCUAUGUGAUAAGUCGAGAUAUAUGACAGUGCUAGAAUUAAGUGGUCUACCCUUCGAUAGGAUUCCAAAUGCUAUUGGUGAUCUUUUUAAUCUUCGCCAUUUGGGUUUGCGUAAUACAAAAGUGAAGUUACUCCCGAAGUCUGUUACGAAGCUUUCGAAUUUGUUGACACUGGACCUUUAUAGAUCUGACAUACAUGAGUUGCCUAGUGGGAUUGUGAAACUGAAGAAGCUCAGACACUUAUUUGCUGAGAAAACUAUUGAUCCGGAUUGGAGAGGAAUUGCAUGUUGCCAUGGUGUGUGUAUCCCCAAUGAUCUCGGAAAUCUAACAAACCUGCAGACGCUAUACGCGUUGGAAGCACAAGAUGAGUCUCUUAGACUACUAGGGGAGCUGAGGCAACUAAGGAGCUUGAGGUUAUUAAAUGUGAAAGGAAGCUAUUGUGGACGUAUCAGUGAAUCUCUAGUUCAAAUGCGGCAUUUGUCCUUGCUAUCUGUGAAUGCAAGUGAUGGGAAUGAGGUUCUCCUAUUGAAUGUCCUCCUGCCAAGCCUGCAAAAGCUACGUCUGAGAGGACGGUUAGCAGAAUGGUCAUUGGAUGAGUCUCCUCUCUUCCAAGGUGUAGGCGGGCAGAACUUGUAUGAAUUGUCUCUAUAUUGGUCACAAUUGAGAGAAGACCCCCUGCCAUCCCUUUCCCGGUUGUCAAACUUGACGUGUCUACAGUUCACAAGAGCAUACAAUGGAGAGCAGCUGACAUUUCUCUCAGGUUGGUUUCCCAAGCUAAAGAUUCUCUUUCUAAGAGACUUGCCUAAUCUGAAUCGGCUAGAGAUACAGCAAGGUGCCAUGGCGAGCCUGGAAAAAUUAUACUUAACCAACCUCAACAGCAUGACUGAGGUUCCACCGGGCAUUGAGUUCCUCCUGUCCCUCCAGUAUCUAACCUUCCGUCAAAUUACCAAUGACUUCUUGUCGGUGCUGCGCGGAUGUUCUGCAAUUGAAGGGACACAGUGGCAGCAUACUCUCCGACGUUGA